Molecule: messenger RNA, 618 nt
Organism: Rotaria socialis
Lineage: Eukaryota; Metazoa; Rotifera; Eurotatoria; Philodinida; Philodinidae
Source: the annotation of a GenBank genome assembly
AUGAUAUUUCCAUUCAGUAUUAUAAUCGUCAAAAUUGUUUUUCUUGCACUUAUGUCUAUAUCAAUUUCAAAAAGUGAUGCACAGGAUAGUUCAUCAACUAUGGAUAAUGCAAACACCACAACGGCUAAUGUAUUUAACAAUGGCACUACAACAAUAACCUCAUUAAUCAAUAAUGGUACCAGUACCGCAACUGUACCUACUGGAAGCACUAACACAACAAUAUAUAUGGUAACAGACAAUAGUAGUACAACAACUACACUGGGGCCAACCAGCACAACUUCAUCAACGAAUUCUACAACAGCAUCGACUAUGCCGAUGAAUUCUACUUUGAGUACAACAGCAUCGACUAUACCGAUGAAUUCUACUUUGAGUACAACAGCUAUGGAUGAUUCAUCAACAACUACACUAGGGUCAACCAACACAACUUCAUCAACGAAUUCUACAACAGCAUCGACUAUACCGAUGAAUUCUACUAUUGGUAGGAACUCGACGACAUCAAUAACUACAACGAAGACGAGCAAUGUCACAGCGACAACAAGAAAUCGUGGUAUUAAUUGCUAUUCAAACAUUGAACUUUCUAUCUUAAUUACUUUUUUCGUUUGCUUGUUUCAUUUCUAA